Molecule: messenger RNA, 2471 nt
Organism: Schistosoma rodhaini
Lineage: Eukaryota; Metazoa; Platyhelminthes; Trematoda; Strigeidida; Schistosomatidae
Source: the annotation of a GenBank genome assembly
CCACAACCACUUGAACCAUUUGAAGUUCUAUCGUCCUAAACCUAUCUUAUAUCGGAGUAUCUUAUGAUUCUUGACACGUACAUUGUCAUUUCAUCCACACAUACACGUACAAGCGUUUCAUUUUGGACUGCAUCGCCUCUCAAAAACUUUAUCACGUUCACUUUGCGCAAACUCUUCAUAUUGCGAUCAACUGUAAACUCCUGCUUUCCCUAUUGGGUAGAAGUAUAAUGUACCGGUGACCGUGAGCGACUUAUCAGCCAAAGAAAAAUCACUACCUCGUUAUAAACCACAUAGAAGAAUGAAGUAAUGAAAUAAUAUUCGAAUAAAAGUUUUGAUAUGCAUGACUAACCCUUACAUGGGAAAUUAUCCCGUAUAUUCAAGGAAAAAGAAAUAUGACGAAGUCAAAGAAAAAGAAAUUAAAUUACACUGAACUACGUAAACAACAUUUACUUGAAGAUAAUGAAAAAGAAGAAAAAAUUCUUAAACAAUUAUCAAAAAAGUUGAAAAUGAAUCGUACUUCUAUAAAAAGUAAACAGAAAAAAGAAAAAACUCCAUUAUGGUUAACACAAUGUGGAUUCGAUUAUAUAUUAAAUUUUGAGAAACAGAUCAAUAUUGAAAAAGAUAAUAUGGAUAGUAAUAAUAAUGUUCUAUGUACUACUAUUGGUGUAUCUUCAAAGAAAAAGAGUAAACCAGUUGAUUUAUAUGGUCAAAAUACUACUACUGCUACUACUACUACUACUACUACUAAUAAUAAUAAUAAUAAUAAUAAUAAUAAUAAUAAUAGUAGAUCAAUUACUGAUCAUGAUGAUCAACAUUCAACUGUUGAUUCAUUAUUAAAUGAACCGAUCACCUAUACAGAUCAAUCUAUUCAAUUAGAUCAAAUCAAUGAUCCAAUGUUAAAUGAUCAUCAUCAUGAUGAUAUCAAUGAAAAUUUAUGUAAAUCUAUACGUAGUUUAUUAAAUCGUUUAUCUGAAUCACAAAUGUCAAAAAUUAUCAUGGAACUUUGUAAUUUAUUUCAUCAAUAUCCACGUGCAUUAGUACGAUCAUAUUUUAUUGAAGAAGUUUGUAAUUUAAUUGAAUGUACUCAAUUAAAUCGUAAUACUAAACUUGGUUGGUUACAUCAAGAAUUAGCUAUAUGUAUUACUUGUAUUCAUAUAACAUUACAUUCUUUAUUUCAAUCAAUCUCUUUGAUUGGUUAUUUGGUUGAAUUUAUUAUAUUUCGACUAUACCCUGGUAACAAUAAUCAAGUACAAUUAUCAUCAAAUGGAAUUUGUACAUAUUCAAUAUUUUUAGCUUAUUUAUAUCGUUUUGGAGUGAUCUCAGGUACUCUUAUUUUAGAUAUUUUGAAAGCGUAUUUACGUGAUUGCGAUAUCGGAAAAGUGAAAGCUGCCCAUUUCAUUACAAUUGCGGUUGGUGUUAAUCUACGAAAAUUUAAUUUGAAUGUAUGUCAAGAAAUUAUUCAACAAGCAAAUGCUGAACUUGAAAAGCAUAAAUUACAAAACUUUGAAAUAGCAUUUGAAUUGGAGGGUUUGAUUCAACGUCUUUCAGAGAAACGUUCUAUGGAGGAAUGUGUUACACGAUCAUUACAUUUACAAAAACUUAUGAGGGUAUGGACUAAAGGAUUGUCUGUUACUGAUGAUAUGUGUUUAACUGUUGGAUUAAUGGAUUUACUCAAUGCUUCAUCUACUGGUCGUUGGUGGUUAGUUGGCUCAGCAGUAAAUCGACCACUGAAUGAUUUGUCAGCUGUAAAAUCAAAAGAUGAUGAAAAAUCUAAUUCAUCUUUAAAUCCUGAAAUGGUAGCCGUUGCAGAAAAACUUGGCCUACGUACAGCAUCACGUCAAUUAACAUUUAGUAUUUUAGUUUCUACUCCUGGUGGUCCAGAUGCUACAGCUUCAGCUUUACUUAAAGCUUGUCAUACUUCUGCUAAUUCACCAGGUGUUCAACUUGGAGCAGGAAGUAUAGCCGGUAGAGAGAGGGAAAUGAUUCAUAUUUUAUUGCAUUGUGUUAUGUCUGAAAUGCCUUUCAAUCGUUUUUAUCCACGUGUAUUAGGUGGUAUUCUAAAUUGUCAUCGACGAUUUUUGAUGAUGAUCAAGUGUGGAUUUUGGGAUAUUUUAAAUAAUAAUAAUUUAACAAUUGAAGCUAAAUCUAAUGCUGGUCGAGCAUUAGGUUUACUUUGUCUUGUAUAUAAUUUCCCAUUAACUGUAUUAAAGAAUUAUAAUUUUGGUGAUAGCAGUAAAGGUAAUAUUGCCUUUUUACAAUAUACAAUUAUGGAAUUAUGUACGGGUGAAUAUCAAACUGUUUUAUCUAAAUUUAUGCAAUUAUCAAUUUAUACAAGACUUUGUCGUAAUUGUCGAAUAUUUAUGCGUAAACAUUUAAUAAAUGAAAUAAUUACUAACCAUGAAUUUGAUUGUAAUUUUAAAGCAAUUGUCAUGAAACUUGUUACAGAUAUACGUGAAUCAGAAUCAUUUUAA